AUGCCGAAGAGCAAAUCAUGGCAGCGGUCUAGGUCCACUGUGAAGCACCAAAUUGCACCAGAAGGCUACUUCACGGUGUACGUCGGGUCUAACAAGGAACGGUUCGUGAUCAAGAUGGAGUGCAUGAACCACCCCCUCUUCAAGAACCUCCUCGAUGAGGCUGAGAUGGAGUAUGGUUUCAAGAGUGAAGGGCCAUUGGAGCUUCCAUGCGACGUCGAGCUCUUCUACCAAGUCUUGCGCGGAAUCGACCAAGAGAUGAUGGCUUCACCAAAGUGUGGCUUCGCCAGAAGUUCUAGUGGAUACCGGAUUUUCAGUCCUUCUCGUCUCUUGGUCAUGGGUCAAUUCUAG
Molecule: messenger RNA, 348 nt
Organism: Phoenix dactylifera (date palm)
Lineage: Eukaryota; Viridiplantae; Streptophyta; Magnoliopsida; Arecales; Arecaceae
Source: RefSeq, a predicted model, not a curated record